AUGAAUCUGUUUGUUUGUGCCCUUUUGCUUUUCCUCUUACAUACGAGUGAUUCCGAGGACUGCGUUAUAGACAACCGUUCACGCAAAACAGCGUGGGAGCAGCAGCUGCGGAAGGACCUCAUCCUCUGCAGCGACCGGUACGAACCACCCGACAUAAACAACACCGAAGUAUUUCUCAAAUUGAUGCUGAAAUCGUUCUACUUCGACAGCAAAGAGGAAAUCCUCUCCAUAAACACUUGGCUCCCAAUUUUCUGGAGGGACCCGAGGCUCGCUUGGAAGCCAGAAGAGUACGACGGCAUCACAGAGGUCCUUUUACCUAGCAUGCUCAUUUGGACCCCCAAGCUGAAACUCUUCAACGCCGUCGGGACAGCGAGCUUCGACGAAAUCGAUUUCUACGUGAACCAUUGCCGCAUCCACAACGAUGGUAGUGUCGCGUGCAUACCUCGGAUUCUACACCAGUCCGUUUGCAGCACGAAGCUCAAGGACUGGCCUUAUGAUACCCAAAACUGCACAUUCAAGUUUGGAACUCGUUCCAAGAGGGAACGCGUCACAUUCACCUUGAAUUCGUCCCGACCAGCCGACGAUGCAGUAGUGCUAGCUGCCGAGUACGGCCCCGGCUGGAAUAUAAUUGAUCAGACCAGUGGCGAAGAUCCAAACGCGACGGUUCAGUUCUACUUCACAUUCGUGUUAAAGCGCCAUGGUGUAGGGCUGGCUGCGGUCGUGGUUGCGCCCCCGCUAGUCCUGUCAGCCCUGAUUCUCACGUCCAUGCUGAUGAAUGUCGACGACGGGAUCCGUUUGGCUCUACUCUGUUUCAGUCUGCUUAGCCAGCUCUUCUUCCUGCAAGAAAUCAGCAGUGACAUACCAAAGAACGGUGCCGACACGCCUACAGUCCUGUUCUAUCUGCGCUCUACAAUAAUUUUGACUCUAAUGGCAAUUGGAAUAACGUUCAUUUUGCGCCACCUUAAAAGAAAAAGCAGCCCACCACCUAUAAUUAUAAUGGUGUCGACCGAGAAAAUCUACAAUUCGCACGGAAAAUGUUUGAUUUGGCCCCGAAUGGACGGAUUUGCGAAGGAUUGGUCUGGUAUAGCCCACGACAGGGAGGAGUGGAAGAAAUGGAAGGAGGCCUUUACCCAA
This is a messenger RNA of Iphiclides podalirius (scarce swallowtail), 1134 nucleotides long. Lineage: Eukaryota; Metazoa; Arthropoda; Insecta; Lepidoptera; Papilionidae. The record is from the annotation of a GenBank genome assembly.